Filobasidium floriforme is the source of this 2116-nucleotide messenger RNA. RefSeq lists its product as uncharacterized. Bases 491 to 1924 code for a protein of 477 amino acids. The transcript is spliced from 10 exons. NCBI's taxonomy places the organism in Eukaryota, Fungi, Basidiomycota, Tremellomycetes, Filobasidiales, Filobasidiaceae. The record is from RefSeq and is a predicted model, not a curated record.
AUCAUCGAUAUAGCUCACUAUCACUAUCAUGACAUAGUUGUGUAAUAUCGCCGAAGCAACAGAUUGAGACUUUUUUCGGGCUCCGACUUUGAAACCCGACAGCAACGGAAGACCCACUUAUGCCGAGGAACAAAAGAGGGCGAUCAUCGCUCGCACUCACCCUGAGAUGAUGAACUUUAUCUCUUCAAGCUUUUGUGUCAGGACACAACCGAUAGCGACAGCGACGGGCUGAGACAUUCAUAAUCGGACGACAGGUGGAUCGUGGAUCUGUUGCAUCGCACAAAGCGACUUCGGUCAUUCUUUUCCCGUUCCUUGCCUCUUGCACAGCAGUGAGGCGAGAGCUCCGUCAUUUCAGCUUCUCGAACAUGUACAUAUAAUCGAGCAGGCAAGCAGCGAAUAGCUAAGUGAUCGAGGAAGGCGGCAAUGAGCUACUAAGCUGAUAGCGGUCUUUCAUAUUGCUCGAAGUGAAUUUCUCAACAAAACAUCACUCAUGGCACCUACGCUCGUAUCGCCUUCGACCGGAUCGGUCGAGUCUGUUCGGCUGAUAAUCGUCAUUCAGAUACCUAAAGACUUCCCUGGGGAUUUCCUGCCGAUUCUGACGAAAUACUUGCAAAAAAUCCGCGACGACACCGUUUGCUUCAUGGGUUCCGCUCGCCUUCGCCCCUUCGCCACGGACACUAUCUUAGUCGACAGCGACAGUCGGAUCCCGAAAGAGGUGGUGGAAGAUCACUUACAAAAGCACCUCAAUAUGGAUAUCGGACUGAUUACUCAAGACCAUCGGGAUGUACCAGGUUUCAUAAAGGGGGUUCUUCAAUACUCAGACAAACGGGCUCCGACAGGCCCAGGUCCUAGUGUAUUAGUGACCGUCCAUCCUUCUGACCGGGCUUCCCAUGGGAAGGUUUUACCCCCACAGGUCCCCGAUAUGUUGAUUGGUUUGCAGGGGUGCUUCAAGGUUCAUUACGCCCUGUGCAUCGAGAAUUACUUCAGAAGGUACUUCCGGGAUAGACUUCGAGCUGGCCCCAGCUUCUAUCGGGUCGAAGAAUCGGUAUCGCAUAUGGACUGCGACGAGAGUAACAGCGUGACCAUCCAAAGUUCAGGGAUCUCUCAUCUCGCUCCCGAGAUCCAGAUCAGCCAGACUGUUGGUUACACGGUUUCGCAAAAUGAGUCCGUCUCUCAGAUCAGGGCCGAUCAGCAUCAGUCGGAUCAGAUUCUGAUCGCCGAAUUUACCGGUGUUGAAGAUUUACGCAACAAAUUGGGAGGCACCCCUUGUCUCAGAUAUCACAUGAUGGACGGGAAAUGCGAGAUUGCGCGAUGCGACUAUCUACAUCAACAAAUCAAGUUCACUCCUGAAGCUGUGGAAGAUUACCGCACGCACCUUCGCGAGACCCCUUGCCGGCUUGGCGAAAAGUGCAACUUCUUGAGUUCUGGCACUUGCUGGUCGAAACACAGGUGUCCUGCUGGAACCGCCUGCAUAAACUCGGAAUGUCGAUAUGUCCAUCAAGGGGAAUACGCAUACCGACGCAUUCCCUUGCCGCCCGACGACCGGGACGCAAGCUGGGAUGAUGCCUCGUACAGUACACAAUUGAGAUCUCUAUUGUAUCAAGCCUGGGACUUGAAAACUCCGAUGAAGCCUUCUGGCUGCAAUGUCAUAGACAUUAUCGUCGAUUUCGUCCCCCUCGUCAGGGUAUUAUGGGACGUUUCCGGACUUAAAGCGGAAUCUAAGCUACCAAGAGGCCUGAUAGGUGCACAAGUCGACAAACACUGGUAUCCUCUCGGAGCCAAGAGAUAUGCCGAUUUCAAAACCUACACACAUGUGGCUGCUCAGCGUGGCUACGUCACUCUGGGACUAGAUAUCUCUGGCAAUGCGUGGAUUCAAUCCACCGGUAAGCUUGAGACGAUGUGCGGCAUUGAUCCUGAUCAGUAGUGAUUGUGACGCUUGAAUCACAAAGAUGCAAAUAUCGAAGUAUACGAUUUCGAUGGAUAUGAGUGCCCGCUUCUACAAGACUACGGUCGCUUGACAACCGACGGAUACGAACUCGCUGAGAGUCGAUGGAGUGUACUCUAAUGCUCUUCCAUAUGUUACCGACCUGCAUCUUUCACGAUGCUCUAUGCGUUG